AUGGCGUCACUCAUUCCUCGGUUUGUUGUGCUGAGAUCAAACGGUGACAAGUAUUUGCGUUACACUAAAGAAGGAACAAAUAGCACAUUCAUCAGAUGUGAUGGAUAUAAUAUUGGUGAUCCGCUAUCCAAGUUUCGAGUCGAAAGAGCGAGUAUCAACCGCGAUUUAGUCAACAUAAGAUGCUGCUACAACAACAAAUACCUUGCUCGGGCUAGAUUUGGGACGAGUUAUAUGGCAGCAGCGAGCGAUACUGUGGAGGAAGACCAAUCGAAAUGGUCAUGCACGCUGUUCCGACCCAUGCUCGCCGAUAACAUGACAUUUCGGUUCCAGUAUGUUCAAAACGGAAGAAAUCUCUGCAAUAUGCAACUCGGGGCCGGCGUUGACAAUGAUCUCUUCGUAGCUGCCCAAUGGUCCGCCUUUGACCAAGGCGGAUGGGAUCUCUUCACAGUCAUCAACUGGGAAUCACUUGUCAUACUGCCCAAAUAUAUAGUUUUCAAGGGAGACAACGGCAAGUAUUUACAGUACCGCGGUGAGGGUCGUAACGAGCAUAUGGAAUUUCGGUGUGAUGAUGCUGGCGCGAUAAAAGUUUCGAACGAAACAGUUGUUAAUUCCGAUGGCAGCAUCAGUUUUAAGCUCGAACAAAAUAACAAUUUCUGGGAGGAAACUCCGAAUUGGAUAUUUCCAACCGCGGUAACCCCGAACGCAAGAACAUCAUUUUCGCCCGUAAAACUUGCGCCAGUUGGAGGCAAAGACAAUAUUAUUGCUCUCAGGAGUUUACACAACAACAGAUUUUGCCGUCGAACCAGUGACAACCUGGGCACAGAUGAUUGUCUGGCAGCUCCAUCCUGGGCCACAACUAUAGACAGACAGGCUAAUCUACAGGUCGAAGAGCCAAUACUGAGUCGGGAUGUUUACGAUGUUAUUUUCCGUCUGGGAGACCUGAGGGUAUACGACGAACAAAUUCUGAUUCUGGCAACAGAUGAAAUUAGCAACAGGACAGAUACCGAAAUAGAGGAUUCUGAACUUGGUCUGGAGUAUGAAGACACACAAACUAGCAGUUUCAUCAACAGCCAAUCGGUAACAACCAGUACUGAAAUGAGAUUCGAAGCCAACAUUCCGCUGCUUGGACGUUUUUUUUCGGCCGGAAUAUCGUCUAGCUAUUCCGUAGAGUACGGCAAUACAUACACAUGGGGCGAGGAAAAGUCGAAGACCAGCCAAUUAUCUGCUAACAUAAGUGUUGUGGUGCCUCCCAGGACAAAGGUAACUGUAAAUCUGGUCGCCACCAAGGGAUUUUGUGAUGUUCCCUUUUCUUAUGCUCAACGAGACACUCUUACCAAUGGCCAUCAGUUUACUUAUAUUAAGGACGACGGUGUUUAUAAUGGCAGCAACUACUUUGGAUUCAACUUCGUCGUCAAGGAGGAGGCACUUCCCGCCGGCUGA
Molecule: messenger RNA, 1440 nt
Organism: Mercurialis annua (annual mercury)
Lineage: Eukaryota; Viridiplantae; Streptophyta; Magnoliopsida; Malpighiales; Euphorbiaceae
Exons: 1
Coding region: 1-1440 (479 amino acids)
Cellular component (GO): extracellular region
Source: RefSeq, a predicted model, not a curated record